AUGAUACCGGCUCUGGUCGCCCAGAGGCGGGGAUGGCGCUGCCUCUACCGGCUGUACCUGCGGUGUCAGGCGGCGCAGCUCAACCGGGUCUGCCACGGAUGGCCAGGCUCAAUGACAUGUGGAAGUCUCUCUCACAUACUGCCAUGCAGUUGUCUGCCAGUCCAAUCACUGAGUCAAGUGAGAGUUUACACCUCUGAUGGUCAGAAAAAAGGCCCUGUACCAGGCCCUGAAGGAGCUGUUCACAAACCUGGAACAGCACGGGAUACCAGCAGUGCAGACCAAAAACCACUUUUAUUGCAAGAGCCAAUCCAAGUAAAAGUUAAAGCAGUUCUUAAAAAGAGAGAGUAUGGACCAAAAUACACACAAAAUAAUUUCAUCACUGGUGUCAGAGCAAUAAAUGAGUUCUGUCUUAAAUCCAGUGAUCUAGAACAGCUGAGGAAAAUCAGACGACGAAGUCCCCAUGAUGAUACUGAGGCUUUCACUGUAUUUUUGAGAUCAGAUGUAGAGGCAAAAUCUCUAGAAGUUUGGGGAAGCCCGGAGGCUCUUGCUAGAGAGAGAAAACGGCGUAUUGAAGCAGAGAUAGAAUACAGAGAAAAUCUAUUUAGAAACCAAAAGCUGUUAAAGGAGUACAAAGAUUUUCUUGGGGAUACUAAGCCACGCUCCAGCACAGCCGGUAUGUUACUCAAAGGACCAGGAAAGGUGGUGAUGGUUGCUAUUUGCAUAAAUGGGUUGAAUUUUUUCUUUAAACUACUCGCUUGGGUUUACACGGGUUCUGCAAGCAUGUUUUCAGAAGCUAUACAUUCUUUAGCAGACACUUGCAACCAGGCUUUGCUAGCAUUGGGCAUCAGUCAGUCUGCAAGGACACCAGACCCUAGUCAUCCGUAUGGCUUCACAAAUAUGCGCUAUAUUGCCUCCCUAAUUAGUGGGGUCGGCAUUUUCAUGAUGGGUGCAGGACUUUCCUGGUAUCAUGGAAUCAUAGGUUUACUUCAUCCUCAGCCCAUGGAAUCUCUUCUUUGGGCUUAUUGUAUCUUAGCAGGAUCACUGGUGUCUGAAGGAGCUACCCUUCUUGUUGCUAUAAAUGAAAUUCGAAGGAGUUCCCGGGCAAAGGGUCUGUCAUUUUAUCAAUAUGUCAGGCUGAGUCGUGAUCCCAGUACAAAUGUGGUGUUGUUGGAGGAUGCUGCAGCAGUUUUGGGUGUGACAUUAGCUGCUACUUGCAUGGGUCUGACUUCUUUAACAGGCAACCCUUACUAUGACAGCCUGGGAUCUCUAGGUGUGGGAACUUUGUUGGGAGCUGUAUCAGCUUUUCUCAUCUACACCAACACAGAAGCAUUGCUGGGACGAUCCAUUAAUCCUGAGCAAUUACAGCGACUUACUGAGUUACUGGAGAGUGACCCUGUCGUUAGAGCAAUUCAUGAUGUUAAAGCCACAGACAUGGGAUUGAGCAAAGUGAGAUUCAAGGCAGAAGUAGACUUUGAUGGACGGGUUGUGACUCGUUCUUACCUGGAAAAGCAAGACAUUGAACAGCUGCUACAAGAAAUUCAGCAGGUGAAAACUCUUGAGGAAUUAGAAGCCUUCAUGCUUAAACAUGGAGAAAAUAUCAUUGACACACUGGGAGCUGAAGUAGACCGGCUUGAAAAGGAGCUAAAGCAACGCAAUCCUGAUGUUCGACAUGUAGAUUUGGAAAUAUUGUAG
Messenger RNA from Emys orbicularis (European pond turtle), 1692 nucleotides. RefSeq names its product solute carrier family 30 member 9 (gene SLC30A9). The transcript has 18 exons. Gene Ontology annotation, cellular component: membrane; endoplasmic reticulum. Gene Ontology annotation, molecular function: monoatomic cation transmembrane transporter activity. The record is from RefSeq and is a predicted model, not a curated record. The coding region runs from base 1 to 1692 and encodes 563 amino acids. Lineage: Eukaryota; Metazoa; Chordata; Testudines; Emydidae. Gene Ontology annotation, biological process: intracellular zinc ion homeostasis; zinc ion transport; transmembrane transport.